AUGCCCAACUGGACAAAUCAGAAUGCUUCAAUAACAUCCUCCUUCGAUGACAACGCCUCCGAGGUGGCCCGGAAUUUCGGCGCAAAUGUGGAAGAUGACGGACUCGAUGGAAGCUACGACAUGACUGCGGACACGGACAACUCUGACGAAGUCGACUAUUAUACCUUACUUGGCCUAUCUUCAAAGCCAGCGCCGACCGACUCUGAAAUUCGCUCCGCAUAUCGCACCCUUUCUCUGAGUUUCCAUCCGGACAAACAACCGCCGCACCUGCGCCAUGCAGCUGAGGAACAGUUUAGACGCAUCCAAGAAGCGUACGACACACUCAUUGACAACAAGAAGCGCACUGUAUAUGAUUUACUGGGAGCUGAAGGUGUACGGCGAGAAUGGUCCGCCGCAGGUGCAAUGGGUGUUAGAGGCGAGGCGCAGAGACAGCACAUCGGUAUCAAAGCUAUGUCCCCCGAUGAAUUUCGACGUUGGUUUGUGAAGCGGAUGAAGACUCGCGAAAGAAAAGCUGUAGAGAGCAUGGUUUCGAGUAAGGGCACUAUCACCAUUAUGCUCAACGCGUCGAACACUAUAGAUGUGGAUGAGGAUCGAGAUGUGACACUGCACAUACCAAGGCCUAAACUGCAAACAUUUGGUGCCGCGUAUCAGUUCAAGGUUCCUUUGCCUCUGCCCGAGUUUCUGCACGCAACGAAGAAACUGGAGGACAAUGAUCAAUCUGAAAUGAAUGAAACUGAGGAAGAAGAUGAUCCUAUUCAGGUGACUUUUAAUGCCGGUAUCGUGGGGAACGUUAGGCCUACAGCGCAUAAGUAUAUUGUUGAAAGGGAAGAUGGUUCAGAAACAGAGGAGCUGAUUCCUGGACCUCCAUUAUUAGCAAGUCAAAACAUCACCCUUGGUGCUACGGUGACGCCCAAUAUUCAGGGUUUGGCCGGCAUCAAGGGCAUCUGGCACAAACGCCCUCUUUCAUUCCUGAAAGACUCUCAAAUCUCAUUUAAUUUGACUGCCCUUCCUGCCCCGGCGCUGCAGACAACUUUCUAUCGGGCUUUUCAACCAGCUCCUGGUAUUAAGCCUAUUCAAGUCAAGGCCGUUACUACUAUCAAACAUUCUCUAUUGGAACUUCCACCUUCAAUUGAGCUGCAAGCCACUAAAGAAGUUGCAAAGGGAAAGAUUGGUUUCAUUCAAUGGUCCAGUGGGUCUUUUGGCUGGCCUGACCUUCUUCUCGACCGGUUCAGAUUCCUUGGGAUGUCUUCAGCAACAUUUUUUGCCGCUGAAGAUGAUGGUAGCAGUUUGCAAGUUGGCCUUAUAUCUAUGCCCAGUCAGCCUGCGCUGGUAGUUGAUACUGAUGUCGAUGACGAUGACGAUGAAGACGGAGAAAAUGCCGAGCACCUGCGUGAGCUCGAGAAAAAGAAGCAAGCUAUUGAUCGCAGUGCUGCGUCGUUCCGAACACACCUACACGUUAGCCCAGAAGGAGGAGGCUUUGUGCUAAUGUAUGGACGAAACGUGUUCUCUGGCACACCAGCCGAUGACCCUGUCAAGUCCGAAUGGAGUUCUGAAGGGUACUAUCCAAUGCCGAGAAUGGAGAGUGAGCGAGCUGUGCGAAUAGAAUUCACCAGCGUCAUUAGUUUGGGCCAAUCUCCUAGCUGGUCUGUCAAGGGUACAAGGCGAGUGGGCGAGUACACCAAAGUAGGACUUGGUGUCGGGUUCGCAGGGAACGGCAUCACCAUGAACAUCCACUGGAGUCGACUUGGUCAGCGCAUCAGUCUUCCUAUUGUGCUUUGUCCUGCCGACAAGGCUGUCCACGAAGCAGCGGUUCUAGGGGCUGUCAUCCCUUGGCUCGCCUACUGUGCCUUUGAAUUUGGGUACAUCAGGCCAAGCAACAGGAAGAAGCGUCGUCAGCUCGCUGCCCGUCGUCACAACGAGCUGAAGAAGCUUAUUCCUCUGAAACGAGAGGAAGCCCUACAGGCCACAGAGCUCAUGGUCGACCAAGUGCAAAGACGGCAAGAUCGAGAAAUGCUACAGAGUGGCUUCGUUGUCACCAGGGCGGAGUACGGAUUUUAUCCCCCGAAGAACAAGAAGGCCAAGCCGGGCUUCAACGAGCCCCGAGUGAUUGAUGUGACCGUCCCCGUGGCUGCGUUGGUGGACCGAGGCCAACUAAUAAUUCCCCAAAACACAGUCAAGUUCCAAAUUCUCGGAUUCUAUGACCCAGCACCGCUGCUCCCCAAACGGUUAAAGAUCUGGUAUACCUUCCAGGGUCGUGAACACUACGUGGAGGUCGGCGAUAAGGAGGGUGCAGCUUGUCCUAUGCGUACACACACUACAUCUUCUUGA
Molecule: messenger RNA, 2328 nt
Organism: Penicillium taxi
Lineage: Eukaryota; Fungi; Ascomycota; Eurotiomycetes; Eurotiales; Aspergillaceae
Product: J domain-containing protein
Exons: 4
Coding region: 1-2328 (775 amino acids)
Biological process (GO): cristae formation
Source: RefSeq, a predicted model, not a curated record